CCUAGCUAUUACCUACAUCGGCUAGUUGAAUAUGGAUGAAUCACGUGACUUUUUUUUUGACGAAAGGUUUGCUUGAAUCACGUAACUAUUAUAAUAAUAAGUUGUAUUAGACUAUUAGUUAACUGGUAUGUCAAAAUAAAGCAUCAUUCAUACAUACGCAUGCAGACGUGAGAAAGCGGCUCUAUAGUGUUCUCGGACGGUAAGUUGUUCUUCCUCCAAAUCCAGCAGUCAUUGCAGCUCUUCGUGUUACGAGAGGGUUUAAUUCCUCUUUAAAUGUCUCAAUUCAUUAGUAUGUAUUAGCUUCAAACGAAAAAGAACACGUGAUUGUAUUUACAGUUUAAUUUGAGUUUCCUGACUACCAAAUGAUUAUACUAGUCCCAUAUACCUAAAUUUUAAAGGUCUUUUUUUUUCUGUUUACUCAACCAACAACAUCUGUCACCCACGUCUAGGCAUAAAUAAACAAGAAAUACCUGUAAUUUCGUUCACAACCUCCUAACAAUUUCUUGUAUAAAAAGUCAAAACUUAAUCACUCAGUGCACGGUACGUGCCGUAUCAACGACUCCAACUAGAGCCAAAGACUUUCUCAAAGUUUUUUUACAUUCCACGAAAUAUUUGAAGGGUAGACACGCCCAUUUAUUUGAAAACGUAUAUAAAACGAAAUACUUGCGAAGAAAUAGUAAUACCAAUGAUAAUAGUUCAGACUUAGUUGACAAAAAAAAGUUCAGACUUAAGGAAAUUUUUUUAAAGUAGCUAUGUAAAAGCAUUAAACAACUUACACAUGUAAUACAUGGCGCACGCCGCUGGCCACCGCCAAGUAUCCUCAAAUCAACCAUCUGAUCAACAACGUCACACUAUCUCCAUUUCUACAAUUCUACUCUCUUUUUUUUUCCUAAUAUCUCUCCAUCUAUAAUUUAAAACAUAUCAAACUUAUCAAAAGUACAUAUUUAAAUUUUCAUCCCACUAAUUUGAUUAAACUCAAUACAUAGAAUGGAAUAUUAUUGAUUAUAUUUUAUGCAUAACAUAUAUUUAGAAUCUUUUGGGGAAAAUAUAUUUUAAUAUAAGAAUAUAUACCCAUCAAAAAGUAAUUUAAAGUUGUCUUUUUUUUUCUUUUUUUUUUAAAGUUGUCUUCUCAUGUUGUUCCAACGGUCGGUUCUAGAAAAUAUAAACAAUUAGAACAUUUCCAAGAAACAAGAAUACAAAUAGCUCGUAAGCGACUGGAAACAACCUAGGAAAAAAUCGUGCGAUAUUUGCCACACCUGUAUGACUAUAUAUAUAAGAACGUUUAUCUUCUCAUUCACUUCACAAAACAAAACGAUAAGGAACCUAUUCUACACAGGAUUGGACUUAUAUAUAUAUACAUAACAUCAAAAGUCAUGGCAUAUUCAACAAUGAAACAUUCAUUAGAGAUAGAGUUAAUCUCAGCGGAAGGACUCAAGGUUGAUAGAAAACCGGUGAAGAGAAAGACAUUCUGCAUCGUCAGAAUAGAUCAGAAGACUAAGGUUUGUAAACUUGAUGAAUCAGGUGGGAGUUGUCCCACUUGGAAAGAUAAAAUCGAGAUGGAGAUGCCUAUAAACGGCAGUGUAAGGUUUCUCUCCAUUGAAGUAUUAUAUCGUACAAGUGGUGGUGCCGAUAAGAACGUUGGGUUCGCGAAGAUUCCGGUGACGGAUUUCAUGGGAGGAUUUGCUCCUCAAGGGCAUUUGAACUUUUUGAGUUACAGGUUGAGAGACGAGUAUGGUGACAAAAGCGGUAUCAUUAACGUGUCGAUAAUGGUGAAACCCGACGGUAACAAUAUUAAAUAUUCUACGCCAUCUCCUUUGGUGGUGGCUACGAGGGAUUAUGCAGCGUGUAGUUCUCAGGCUGCGGUGAAUGGUCAAAUGUGGAGACCAAAGACAUCUUCCUCAAUGGCUGUGGGCGCUGGUUAUGGCGGUCGUGAAGUAACAGGAGUUCCUGUUUGGUUUAACAAGAACAAUCAGUAGUCUAGUGGUUAGAGAACCCUCUAGCUGAUCAUGUAUGCGCCGGGUUGGAUCCUGGGGAAGAGGAGCUGUGAGGAUACAAGCGCAUAAUGAUGGAUUGGAUUUCAUCUCUAACGUCUGAUGUACAGGCGAGAUUGGUGCGCAUCUGAGCUCUCUCUCUUCUUUUUUGCAUAAGAUCUGGUCUCUUUUCUCUCGAGUUUUCUUUUCAAAAUUAAAGAUACAUAUAUCAUAUAUAUGUUAUAAUGGACUGGAAACUAUCAUUCUUAAGCUUUUGUCGUAAUUAGCAAUCUGAUUAAGUAUCAACGUACUAAUCAUAGUAUCUUAUAUAUUAAAACAGAAGUCAUGACUUCUUUUCAUGUGUGAUUUUUUUUUAGUUUGGACCAUUCCUAGAA
Brassica napus (rape) is the source of this 2365-nucleotide messenger RNA. Its product is annotated as BON1-associated protein 2-like. NCBI's taxonomy places the organism in Eukaryota, Viridiplantae, Streptophyta, Magnoliopsida, Brassicales, Brassicaceae. The transcript is spliced from 2 exons. Gene Ontology annotation, biological process: defense response. The record is from RefSeq and is a predicted model, not a curated record. The coding region runs from base 1374 to 1976 and encodes 200 amino acids.